Molecule: messenger RNA, 1538 nt
Organism: Megalops cyprinoides (Indo-Pacific tarpon)
Lineage: Eukaryota; Metazoa; Chordata; Actinopteri; Elopiformes; Megalopidae
Product: putative monooxygenase p33MONOX
Exons: 10
Coding region: 369-1361 (330 amino acids)
Cellular component (GO): cytoplasm
Source: RefSeq, a predicted model, not a curated record
UAGAUCGGACAGUUGGAAAGUCAUGGCAGUGCGUGGUAGCAUUUCCAGCUCCUUUAAAACGGGGGAAAUGUCGCGGCCAAUGAACGGUUAGAACAGUCGUCGGACUUCAAAGAAGGGAGAGGUGUCGGAAAUAAACAGCAAAUGCCCAGUGGCCCUUUAUAGGUCCCUGGCUUUUAGGCUGCACUACUGGCACUCCACAAUGCCCCAUCUGCACCCUUACACUGUGAAUCAGCGCAAUCAGACGACCCUGCAGAGAACUUUCGCUUCCACCACCCACCACGGUUUAGCUGUUCUAUGAUUUCCUCAGUCGCUGUCAUUGUUCUCUUCCCUGAGUCGACGUAGUCCGCACCGACGUAGUCCGCACCGUCAUGGCAUCCGGGCAGGGUGAGAUCCCAGGUCAAUCAAGGAACAGUCCACCAAAAUGCAAUGUAGCCAGAGCGAUAGAGUCAGGCAGCCCAGUGGGGGCCAUGCCUGAGGUGUCCCACCCCAUUGGAAUCACCCGCCGCGCUUUCAGCUACGACGACUCCCUCGACGCGCCCAUGGUCUCCCCUCCCUCUGACUUCAGCUUCAACAUCCUGUGGCACAAGCCUGUGAUUCCCGAAAGAAAGUUCCGCCACUUUUCUGAGGGGGACAACUCAGGGAAUUUACAGACUCCUGGGACCUUCGAAGCUUCUCCAUCGAGGCCCACCGGCCCUGUGACCAAGGCCAAAGCCUCGUCCCUUGUCUUCAGCUCCCUCGUGACCAAGCAGACCCUGGAGAGCAUCCAGAGGUUCGAGCAGCGCGCUGGGCUGACGGUUUUCACGUCGCACAAGGGGCUGAGUUCCGAGGAGACGCGAUACCUGCACGUGGCGGAGGCUCUGCACAAGCUGAAGAUGCCAAGUGGGGACGCCAAGGAGGAAAAGCAGACGACAUCCGCACAGUCCACCCCAAGUGUCACGCCCUCCGUCACCCCCAGCGUUACCCCCCACACCUCCCCCAAACAGAAUCGCAGGAGCUGGUUCGGCCAGAGUUCCAUAGCCUUUCAGCCCAUCUCUGAGCUCGACCACAGCGACACGGGUGCAGACAUGGGCGGGACAGAGGGAGGAGGAGGAGGGGAACGCUGGAGCCUGUUUGGGACACGCCCCACCGUGUCGAAGUCCUCCACCGAUCCAGGGAGCUUGACUCUGCAGUCAUACCAGGGGGCCCAGAAGCCCACCCCCAUAGAGCUGAUGAAGACCCAGGUCAACCGUGUGGCCGAAGACCCCGUCAUUCUCAAGGCCCCUAAAAUCGAGCUCCCUGGCCUCGAUGUCAAGAAACAGAUGCCCCGCCCACACAAACUCAAACCCCGGGACUUGAACGUUCUCACCCCCUCCGGCUUCUGACCCCGGCUCCUGGCCCCCUCCCUCUCCCUCGUCUGAGCGUUUUGUAGCUGGUCUACCCUUUUCUUCCAUCUCUGCUUCCUCAAACGAGAGCCGAGAAUAGCAUCUUUCAGGAAGCUCCUUGGUUCCCCACAAGCUUCUGACACCAUGGUGCCAAUUCCCACGUCCGACUGAAACAAG